AUGUAUAAAGUUACAGAGAAUGAAAUGUGGGAAGUAGUACCGACAGAAGAAGAUAAUGGCAUUCUUGAUAGUGAUGGGGAAGACAGAGUAACACCAGUAAAGAAAAGAAAAAUAAAUGAUGAAGAGUUAGACAAAGAAGAGGUCAAAGCUGUUGAAGCUAAUUAUGAAGAAACAUUAGAGAAAGUAUUAGGUAGCAAAGACAGACGAUUCUCUUCACUAACAGGUCUAGUAUCAUACAAAACUCUACGAGCUGUCAAUGAAAUGGGAUUUACAGAAAUGAUGGAAAUACAAUUUAAAGACUUACUUGGAGCAGCUAAAACUGGAAGUGGAAAGACAUUAGCAUUUUUAAUACCAGCUGUCGAAUUAUUAUAAUUAAAUUUUAUGCCACGCAAUGGUACUGGUGUAAUAAUUAUCUCUCCAACGAGGGAGCUGUCCCUUCAGACCUAUGGUGUUACAACAGAAUUACUGCAGUAUCAUCAUCACUCUCAUGGGAUAAUUAUGGGCGGAGCUAAUAGAAGAGUUGAGGUAGAAAAGUUAGAGAAAGGGGUUAAUUUACUUGUAGCAACACCUGGACGACUGUUAGAUCACUUACAGAAUACAAAAGGGUUUAUAUAUAAAAAUCUACAAUGUCUUAUCAUUGAUGAAGCUGAUCGGAUUCUAGAAAUUGGAUUUGAGGAAGAAAUGAAACAAAUUAUCAAGAUAUUACCCAAAAAGCGACAAACUGUUUUAUUCUCAGCUACACAAACUAAAAAUGUCAAUGAUUUAGCUCGUAUCUCAUUAAAGAAAGCACCUCUAUAUGUUGGCGUUGAUGACGACAAAAUUACAUCUACUGUAGAGGGACUAGAACAGGGCUACGUUGUAUGUUCAUCUGAAAAAAGAUUUCUCUUAUUGUUCACAUUUUUAAAGAAGAAUAUCUCAAAGAAAGUGAUGGUCUUCCUUUCCUCUUGUAAUUCAGUUAAAUUUCACUCAGAACUUCUAAAUUAUGUCGACAUAACAGUUCUUGAUAUUCAUGGUCGUCAAAAGCAACAGAAAAGAACGUCUACAUUCUUUGAGUUUUGUCAAGCUGAUCAUGGUAUCUUACUAUGUACUGAUGUCGCUGCACGCGGUCUUGAUAUUCCAGAAGUGGAUUGGAUCAUCCAAUAUGACCCUCCUGAUGAUCCAAAAGAAUAUAUACAUCGUGUUGGGCGUACUGCUCGAGCUGGUGCUAGAGCGUGCCUAUUAUUUUUAUUGCCAGAGGAGUUAUCAUUUUUGCGAUACCUCAAACAUGCAAAGGUACCUCUUAAUGAGUACGAGUUUGAUACAGCUAAACUGAGUAAUGUUCAAUCCCAGUUGGAACGUCUCAUUGAAAAGAAUUAUUAUCUACACAAAUCAGCUCGAGAUGGUUAUCGUUCGUAUUUACAAUCAUAUGCAUCUCAUUCUUUAAAGACUGUGUUUAAUGUUGAACAAUUGGAUUUACAGAAAGUAGCUAAAGGGUUUGGUUUCUCUGUCCCUCCAAGUGUCUCCCUCAUUAGGUUUGACAAUAUUUACAUCACCGUACCUGCAUUGGUGUUCGACCGACAGGUACUGCAUUAUUUGCUGAAUGUGGAAACAAAGGAGGUGGAGAGAUUCUGGAGGAAUCACUACCACGUCUUGAGUUACGAGAAGUAUGUCUUGGUGGGUGUGGUUGAUAGUGAGGAUUGUGAUGGUGCCAGUGGGGAUGAUGUAGUACAGCAGGAUUGA
Molecule: messenger RNA, 1719 nt
Organism: Gigantopelta aegis
Lineage: Eukaryota; Metazoa; Mollusca; Gastropoda; Neomphalida; Peltospiridae
Product: ATP-dependent RNA helicase HAS1-like
Biological process (GO): maturation of LSU-rRNA from tricistronic rRNA transcript (SSU-rRNA, 5.8S rRNA, LSU-rRNA)
Cellular component (GO): nucleolus
Molecular function (GO): nucleic acid binding; RNA helicase activity; ATP binding
Source: RefSeq, a predicted model, not a curated record